UAAGAUGAGAACAAACAAACACUAGAAACAGGAAGCUUUCACUGAAAAAAAAAAAAGUACAGACCCCGUGUUAAAGAGAGAAGUUAUUCCACUCGUAGGUUUCAUUCAGCUUCAAUAUUUACCUCAGUAAUGGAGCGCAUUCUGUUUCUGGCUCUUCUUUCAGGCAUCCAGGGAAAAGACAUCUGGGGUCCCGCGGUCGUCACGGGCCGCGAGGGCGAGUCUCUGUCUUUCUGCUGCGGGUACGACGAAGUCUACGCCCGCAGGGAUAAGUACUGGUGCCGAGGGGAGAGCUUUAGUUCGUGCCACAUCGUGGUGAGGAGCUUAGGCCCGCAAAGUGGACGCACCUCUCUCGAGGACCGCAGCGAUAGCAGAGAGUUUUGCGUCACCAUAAAAGACCUCACAGUGCAGGACAGUGGGGCGUACUGGUGUGCCAUCGACAUAUGGGGACCUGACAGUCACAUGGCUGUUGCUCUCAGCAUCGAUGCAGUGAGACCAGUGACCCCAUCGAAACCAAGCACAGCGAACUCCACGACUAAACCAGCGACUACAAUCUCACCCAGCCCCUCUACGGGCCCCCCUACGGCGACUAGCGCGGCGACUCUGGAGCCCCCAACCACCCCGCCGUCACGGAGAAACGAAACCGGCUCAAAGAGGCCAGAGAAGCCCGGCACAUUAACCAUCCUGGUCAUUUCUACAGGUCUCCUGCUCCUCUUCCUGUGUCAGGCCUGCGUCAUGGCCACCGUCUGGAGACGUACUGGAAUCAUUUGCCGAGGCCACCGAGAUGCAGUACGCUGAGGUAACUGUCAAUACGAGAAGUCAGCCCCUGAGUGACUUCGUCACAUGUGGCAAUUUGUAUUUUCAUACAAUUGCUGAAGAUCGGUCACCAGAGGGCAGUGUUGAGUACGCUGCGGUCAAACGCUGAAGAAUCUGCGGUAUAUGUGGAAGAGGAAGAGUGCAAGAGAAUCUUGAAAAAUCUUCUCCAGCGCUGAAAAGAUGCUUCAUUGUCUCUAAAAGAGGGAGUGAUGUUCUUCAAGCAUAAAUGUGUGGCAUUUAAAAAAUGUAUGUAACCUUUAUUUUCUGUAAGAAAAAAAAAAGUGAUGUGAUCUUUCAAAUGUAUUUUUUAUAUUUGUAAAAUAUGUAUUCUGUAUUAUACAGCCCCGAGGACUGAAGGCACAGGUGCUGAUAUCUGAUAUUUAUUUUUAUUAAGAUGGGGGGCCUCAUUCACCAAGUACAGUUGAUUAGAGUCCAGUCUAAUAAACUUUUGAAUGUUUCUCUUAAAGCAGGUGUGAUCAGCUUUGGCACAGUGCCAAUUUGACGGGACUUUGGGCGUGUUUUUGAGUUUCUUUAGAAAUGAAGUCACACAACGGUUCUGCCAGCCCUUCCUUCGUUUUUCCUGUUCUUUUUUCUUUUUUACUUUUUUGUCUUAAUGUCUAAGAUUCUGUCUCAGUUGUUUCAAAACC
Molecule: messenger RNA, 1460 nt
Organism: Anguilla anguilla (European eel)
Lineage: Eukaryota; Metazoa; Chordata; Actinopteri; Anguilliformes; Anguillidae
Product: CMRF35-like molecule 8
Exons: 5
Coding region: 130-795 (221 amino acids)
Cellular component (GO): plasma membrane
Molecular function (GO): transmembrane signaling receptor activity
Source: RefSeq, a predicted model, not a curated record